UGUCGUCACAUGACGUCAUCUGAAACGCCCGCCUUAAACAUGGCAGCGCCCUUGAUGAACGUGUAGUAUUUGUUGCAUACAGUGUCAAAGAUGAACUGCUUCACAAAGUCAUCUGCUGAGAGCUGAAAUCCUCGCGUGCAGUAUGGACAGACGAGAGUUCACAGCCUCCCUUGUGGCAGGCGGCUGUGCAGGAAUGUGUGUAGAUCUCACUCUCUUCCCUCUGGACACCAUAAAGACAAGGCUGCAGAGCCAGCAGGGCUUCUACAAAGCGGGAGGUUUCCGUGGGAUCUAUGCAGGGGUCCCGUCUGCUGCUAUAGGCUCCUUUCCCAAUGCUGCUGCGUUCUUUGUCACCUAUGAAAGCACUAAGUCGUUCUUUGCUGGCUUCACUGCUUCAAGCUUGGCCCCCAUCACUCACAUGCUGGCUGCUUCACUAGGAGAAAUCGUCGCCUGUCUGAUUCGGGUGCCGACUGAAGUGGUAAAGCAGAGAACACAGGCCAAUCCCUCCCUCAAUACCUACCGGGUGCUGCUGAAUACACUACAAGAAGAGGGUUUCAGAGGGUUAUACAGAGGUUAUGGCAGCACAGUACUUAGGGAGAUUCCAUUCUCUCUGGUGCAGUUUCCACUCUGGGAGUACCUAAAGGCCGUGUGGUGGAGGAGGCAGGGGGGACGGCUGGACUCUUGGCAGGCAGCAGUGUGCGGAGCUCUCGCAGGUGGAGUAGCAGGGUUUGUCACAACUCCACUAGAUGUGGCGAAGACUUGGAUAAUGUUGGCUAAGGCUGGAACGAGCACAGCCAGUGGAAACAUCCCAAUGGUUUUGUAUGAAGUGUGGAGGAGUCGAGGAAUACCUGGGCUGUUCGCCGGCAGCAUCCCCAGAGUGACGUUCAUCAGCAUGGGAGGCUUCAUUUUCCUCGGCGCAUAUGAGAAAGUGCGCCGUACGCUUUUAUAAACUCCAUCUUCAUGGAACAGUGUGGGUCAGUUUGUACUGGACCGGUUUCCUCAACCCAAACCCUGACUGUACAGCCAAAACUGCAAAACGAGGUCAGAGACCAGCAAAAUCAGCACUACAGUGGAGUGGAGGUUGAUCAAAUCUGACUGAGAAACGCACCCUCUGUCCCAGUUUGAACCGCUGGUCUUGAGGGCCAUGGCUAGGACACCUGGUGCCUGGAUAAAAAGAUCACAUAACACAUGGGUUUGCAUUCCUGCUCAUCAGUGCACAACAGAUUGAGUUUAACUGCCUGAAUUCCACUUAUAUUGCACCACAGAUCAGGUUCAAACUCAAAUGUCAUUUUUGCAAGCCUAUGUGAAUCGAUUAAAAAAAGCUUUUUUACAAAAAUGAAUUGGCUAUUUGUAUUACAACAUGGCCGAGCUAGUCUUUUAUGUACUAAAGUCAUCAUAUAUGCACUAAUUGGAAACAAGUUAAAAUGCGUAACGAAUAUUAUUCCAGUGGAUUAUCAUUACAUGUUGAGUCUAGACUUUGAUCCCCAAGCUUAAGCUAGUUGCUCUACCUGCUUCACUAUUAUUAGCUGAAAAAACACGCACAAGAGUCGAGCAGAAUGCGAAGAAAGACAGAUUAGUCCACAGGUGUGAAUGUUUGUCUGACCUGUCAUGAAGCUUGGGGCACAAGUACAAUACAGAGUGUUUGACUGAAGCAACAGUGGGCCGUUCCAGCGCUGUGGGCUCUCAGUCAACAAUCACCUUACACUGGUAUGUGCUUUCUGUCCUAACACACACUCCAACAGUACAGAAGAAUGAGCUUAACAAAUCACGAGAGACAUUACUAUAGCAGUAAACUGAUCAAUUAAAAUCACAAAAGUACAUCGGAAUGGGUGUGCAAAUUUAAGUUGAACAUAAGCUACAGUACUCAGCGUAAUUGAGUACACCCCCUUUGAAAAGUAAAAGUAACUCCCUUUGAAAUGUUUUGAAAAAGUAAAAAAAAAAUUUAAACAAUAUCUCAAUGAACACAAAAACAAUUUCCAAAAUGUUGACAAGACUAAGUUUUAUAUAUCUGUUUAACUUAUAUUAUUAACCUUACUUUCAUGUUAUAACUUAGAGAACAAAAUUUUCAGUUUUACUCAAAUUAGGGUGUACUCAAAAAUCAGUACACCCCACUAAAAGUCUCUGGAGCAAAGCUAAAUUUUAGAUUACAAAUGUCUAAUUUAACAAGAAUUCAACCACAGGCGAGUCUAAUUAUUCAUUACACAGGUGUCCAGCAGACAGUUGACUAUAAAAGGGUGUUAAAACCCCUUUCCAUUUCAUGCUGUCAGCAAUGGCACCACAUGGAAGAGAAAUGACACAAGACCUGAGAAAAAAAAAUUAUUUCUUUACACCAGAAAGGUGAAGGCUACAAGAAGAUCAGCAAAGCUUUACUUAUCAGUCAGAAUACUGUAGCAAAAGUGGUACAAAAAUUUAAAAAAGAUGGAAUUGCAACCAUCUCACAGAGACGUCCAGGUCAUCCACGGAAGUUAACACCUCGACAGGAGCGUCUUCUGAUGAGAAGGGUUGAAGAAAAUUGGCAUGCAAGUUUACUGCAGUUAUCUAAAGAAGUAGAAAGCCAAACUGGGGUGACUAUUUCCCGUGACACAAUAUGGCGUACACUGCAGAGGAAUGGCAUGCAUAGGUGCCGUCCACGAAAGAAGCCUCUCCUAAAGCCCAGGCACAAAAAAGCCUGCCUAGAGUUUGCCAGGGCCCAAGAUGACCAAGAUGAAGACUGCUGGGACUCUAUACUCUGGAGUGAUGAGACCAAGAUAAAUGUUUUUGGAACUGACGCCUUCAAAACUGUAUGGCGUCGCAAAGGUGAGGAAUGCAAAGAAAAAUGCAUGGUGCCUACAGUGAAACAUGGUGGUGGCAGUGUCCUUAUGUGGGGCUGCAUGAGUGCUGCUGGUGUCGGGGAGCUGCAUUUCAUUGAUGGCAUCAUGAAUUCACAGAUGUACAGCUCUAUACUGAAAGAGAAGAUGCUACCAUCACUCGUUGUGCACUUUUCCAACAUGACAAUGAUCCUAAACACACAUCUAAGGUCACUGUUGGAUUUCUGAAGAAGAACAGGGUGAAAGUGAUUCAGUGGCUCCUGAUCUGAACCCAAUCGAGCACCUAUGGGGAAUUCUGAAGAGACAAGUUGAGCAUCACUCUCCAUCCAGCAUCCAGUCUCUAAAAGAGGUCAUUCUUGAAGAAUGGAAAAAGAUAGAUGUUGCAAAAUGUCGCCAACUUGUUCAUUCCAUGACUUGGUGCUGUCAUUAAAAAUCACAGAGGCCAUAUAAACUACUAAAUGUAGUUUUUGUUGUGGGGUGUACUCAUUUUUGCAUCACACUAAUUUGAGUAAAACUGAAAAAUGUGUAAUCUAAGUUAGAUUAUUAACCUUACUUUCAUGUUAUAAGUUAUACAGAUGUUAUAUUAAACUCAGUCUUGUCAACA
Messenger RNA from Ctenopharyngodon idella (grass carp), 3408 nucleotides. RefSeq names its product solute carrier family 25 member 26 (gene slc25a26). The transcript has 10 exons. Gene Ontology annotation, cellular component: mitochondrial inner membrane. Gene Ontology annotation, biological process: transmembrane transport. The record is from RefSeq and is a predicted model, not a curated record. Bases 143 to 946 code for a protein of 267 amino acids. NCBI's taxonomy places the organism in Eukaryota, Metazoa, Chordata, Actinopteri, Cypriniformes, Xenocyprididae. Gene Ontology annotation, molecular function: S-adenosyl-L-methionine transmembrane transporter activity.